GUGCUGUGAUUUGUCAUCUUGCAGAUGAACUAUGAAGACUUUUGCCAUAUUGCAUCUGUGUGUACAGAGCAAAUAGGCCCUAAAUGUCGACGCUUCUUCAGCCCUUCAAACUUCAUGAAGUUUGAGAAAGAUGAGUCAGGAAGGAUUGCCAUUUUGCCCUUUUAUUUAUAUGUUAUGCGGACCGUGAGUGAUUUAUUGAUAUUAGUGUACUAUAUACUACUGUUAUCCCUUCAUAAUUUUUUAUAUCCUUGGGUUGGCUACUUUAGGAUAGUGGGUAUUUGAGCACCUAAGAAAUUAACAUAGAAUAGAAAUGUAUACAUUAAGAAAAUCAGGGUUGAACAAUUUUUGUUAAUGAAUUUUUCCUUACACUGCCCACUGGAAUCUGGAUGUGAUUCCUUUUUGCUCCUUAUUUUGUUGAUUGAUGAUGCAAUUCCUUGAUUGCUGCUUAUGGUUCAUUGUUCUUCAGGUUUCACUUACACAGGCCAGAAUUGACAUGAGUGAGCUUGAUGAGGAUUCAGAUGGUUUCCUCCAACCUCAUGAAAUGGAGGCCUAUAUACGAGGCCUUAUUCCCAAUCUGGCACAACUGCGGGACAUGCCUGGACCCUUUGUUCAGAUGUACUGCCGCAUAGCUGCACACAAGUUCUUCUUCUUUUGUGAUCCACAUAGACGAGGAAAAGCAUGCAUAAAGAAGGUGCUUCUGAGUAACUGUCUCCAGGAGCUAAUGGAACUGCACCAGGAAAGUGAGGAAGAAGUCACUGACACUGAACAAGCUGAAAAUUGGUUUUCUUUGACAUCUGCACAACGCAUAUGUGAUAUGUUUCUUGCUCUUGAUAAAGAUCAAAGUGGAACAUUAAGCAAGCAGGAGCUCAAAGAAUAUGCAGAUGGGACACUUACUGAGAUUUUCAUUGAAAGAGUAUUCGAUGAGCAUGUUCGGCGUGGCAAAAGUGGUGGACCAAAUUCUAGAGAGAUGGACUUUGAAAGUUUUCUUGACUUCGUGUUGGCCCUAGAAAACAAAGACACUCCUGAAGGGUUAACAUAUUUGUUUCAUUGUCUUGAUCUUCAUGGUCGGGGAUACCUAACUACAGCUGAUAUCCAUUCUCUUUUCAGAGAUGUUCACCAGAAAUGGAUUGAAGGUGGGAACUAUGAAUUAUGUAUUGAGGACGUGAGAGAUGAAAUAUGGGAUAUGGUCAAGCCAGCUGACCCGCUUACGAUUACAUUGGCUGACCUGCUAUCCUGUAAACAAGGUGGGACGGUGGCUAGCAUGCUCAUAGAUGUGCGUGGAUUUUGGGCUCACGACAAUAGGGAAAAUCUUCUCCAGGAGGAAGAACCAGAGGAGGAAUAAUGACAAUAACAUGUAUUAUAUUGGCCGUAUAUGUACUUGCCUAAAACGUAAUGAAUUGUAGGAUAACAUGUAUUGUAUUGGAGUUUCAUACUCCUAUACAAGCGUUGGUUGCAUUCCAUUGAAUUGUAUUAUUAUGCAGCUUUCCUGCUAAUUUCAAUGAAAUAUGUUGUUUGUAUUUGUUAAUUGUUACUGAUGUUUAG
Messenger RNA from Rubroshorea leprosula, 1542 nucleotides. The record is from the annotation of a GenBank genome assembly. NCBI's taxonomy places the organism in Eukaryota, Viridiplantae, Streptophyta, Magnoliopsida, Malvales, Dipterocarpaceae.